Molecule: messenger RNA, 1754 nt
Organism: Desarmillaria tabescens
Lineage: Eukaryota; Fungi; Basidiomycota; Agaricomycetes; Agaricales; Physalacriaceae
Exons: 12
Coding region: 258-1562 (434 amino acids)
Biological process (GO): adenylate cyclase-activating G protein-coupled receptor signaling pathway
Cellular component (GO): plasma membrane
Molecular function (GO): G protein-coupled receptor activity
Source: RefSeq, a predicted model, not a curated record
UAGUUCCCAUAGUAUCUGGAAGUCUGUGGAAGCAAAGUUAAGGUUGGUUGAUCGACGGGUUCCUAAGUUUUUUGGAAAUAACAUGGGAGGCCGCGGCAACCAUCCUGACAUCUAUGAUCGACCCGCCCUGCUGCUUUGAAUACAAACUCGGUUUUACACGUCGGGUUUUAUAACUAGGAUGUAUUUGUAUCUAUGGUGGCUCUCUCCCUUUUCCCGCAACAACCCCCCGGUCUCCUUAUACCAGUCUAUCUCUAACCAUGGGACAGUCAGGCGGCGGGUUCGUGUUUACAGAUGCUGAUAACCGUGUAUCAAACCUGCUAUGGGCGGUGACCUCUAGCUUGGGUGCUGGUCUCUGCUUUCUGGUGCUGCUGGUCAUAGCCGUCGUUAUGAUCCACCCAGUAUCUAGGCAUCAGCUUGACCGCGUCAGCUUCCGGAUAAUGAUCUAUGCUUUAAUUGCGAAUAUGAUCUUUGGAAUUGCAUCCACAGUCAGCGGACUACAAACCUAUGACAGCGAAACAUGCAACGUUGCGAUGUGGCUGUUGAUGUUAACCUUAGAGCUAUCAACUUUCCUACUGUUCUGCAUUGCCUUGAAUCUCGAAUUAGUUCUCGUUCACGGUGUUCGUGGUCAGGUAAUGGAGAAAUACUACAUCAUUGGGAGUAUUGCGGCUGCAGUCGCUAUUACCGUUCCCCCAUUUGCUACGAAACAGUAUGGAUGGGAUCCAAUAAACGAUGCGUGUUGGUACUCAAGCGAUGAUACCGCUGUCCGUCUCCGAUGGCAGAUUGGUACGCAGAUUUUCUGGAGCCUGGCUAGUGUGGUCGGGGAGUUCGUGACAUUUUUCGCCGUUCUCGGGUAUAUGCUUCGGCACCAGGUUCUUCAUGGCAAUGCGGUCAGAAGCCGUUCACAUUCCACAGGCACCAGGUCCCGCGCUCAGUCGAUAAACACUACAACUGUUAGGGUACCUGCAACCCACGCGAAGACCUAUCAGACCGUAAUUAUUCGUAUAUCAUUAUACCCACUCGCGUCUCUCAUCAUAAACACUGUAACUGUUGCGUGCGAUUUAUAUGCGUCGACUUCACAUGGCACGCCACAAUCCCAGACAGCAUACAAUGUACUUUUACUUAACGACUUUUGUUAUGGUGGGCGAGCCAUAGUAUAUGCAGUACUAGCAGCUACCGAUCCAUCAUUAAUCCGUGCUGUCAAGUCGUUGUAUAGACAUGCGCGCGGGAAAACGGAUAACACAUCAGGCAGCACUAGUAAUGGUCCCAAGACUACGACAUCUCAUGGGCAGAUUACGGUGCACAUUGAGCUUAGCGAAGUUCGGCAACUGGAUGACGGUUCAGAGUUGCCUGCGUCGCCUAGUAUGAACAAGCCGGCUUCUCAGUCUUGUGCUACACUACCGAAAGACGUAGAAGGAGGCGACCUUGAUCAUGAUUGCGACUCGGAUCCUAUGAGUGCGAGACUCGAUGCUAUGCGGAGAGCACAGAUUGGACGAGCAAUGGAGAUGAGGCAGGACGCACUUGAUAGACGUCUUGAAAGGAAAGAUUUCAAGAGGCAGAUAUGAUUCGGUGUGCCUUAAAGAUAAUAGUGAUAGAUUAUAAUACGGACUGUACUUUAUAUUUUGGAUGUAUUUGUCGGAAUAACUAUUCAAGGGUCAUGAACGGGAGAGCUAUCGCCUUGAUUCCUCACGCUACACCGCUGGGAGACAUAUGAAGUGUACUAUAUAUAUCUGAACAAUGAUUUGGCGACAAAUAUU